This is a messenger RNA of Oryzias melastigma (Indian medaka), 2136 nucleotides long. RefSeq names its product RUNX family transcription factor 3 (gene runx3). The transcript has 7 exons. NCBI's taxonomy places the organism in Eukaryota, Metazoa, Chordata, Actinopteri, Beloniformes, Adrianichthyidae. Gene Ontology annotation, cellular component: nucleus. The record is from RefSeq and is a predicted model, not a curated record. Gene Ontology annotation, molecular function: ATP binding; RNA polymerase II cis-regulatory region sequence-specific DNA binding; DNA-binding transcription factor activity, RNA polymerase II-specific. Gene Ontology annotation, biological process: hemopoiesis; regulation of transcription by RNA polymerase II; neuron differentiation. Bases 869 to 2122 code for a protein of 417 amino acids.
UGUGGUGGUUUCUGAGAUCUUUGUGAACCUCGGCAGACGGCGGCGGCUGCGCAGGCCGCGGCCGGGUUUGGGGGUGAAAGCAAAUAAAACAGGUUUUCAAAAACCUGAUGAACGGUGAAAGUGAAGACGGAGAGUCGAAGAAGUUUGCGUGAAAAACCAGAAAGAGAGAAACCAGGAGGCGAAGGCAGGGAGGGGGAGGAGGGUGGGAGGGAGAGGCCCGGUGACCUCAUGUGACAUGUGACGUGGGCUCCACCACUCACAGAGGGGAGUGUGUGUGUCUCUCUGUUUGGAGGAUGGCGAGGAGGAUGCAGAGAGACUGUGGCUUCUAGCUUUUUACUAGCACUGACGCUCCAGUCGGGCCACCACCACCGAGGAAGAAAAGGAAAGAGGCAGACCAUGCAAUCAGCCUAGCGGGCUAACCUCAGACCAUCAGCCUGCUGACAAGCCCAACCCUCCCCGCCAGCCAGCUCCCACCACCUGGGUCCCCCCUCAUCUCCAGCCCUGGUGAGUCCACCUCCACACCUGGAGACCCCAAAGCUGCUGUUGCAUCUCUUCAAGCUGCUUCUCCUCCAAUCUUUCCUCGCUUCUCUCCACUCUCCUCUGGUGCUGGUGCUAACACAUGCUUCUGCUGCUCUCUGCAAGCUUGUGGCUUGGGAUUCCUGUGGUAGACACAAACCCGAGAUUCUUGGUUGCAAACAGUCUCAGAGCUCCAGGAGUUUUAGCCCUCUUGUACUUUUCUUACUUCUUGCUCCCCUUCUUCAUGGUGGUCUUUCAUUUUUUUUUUGUCUUUGAAAGAGGCUUUUCCCCACUCUGAGGUUGGUGGAGACUGACUGCAGCGAGGGCUCCACGCUGUCCCGUCUCGCCUGUCAUGGCAUCCAACAGCAUCUUUGACUCUUUCUCCAACUACAACAGCAGCCUACUCAGAGAGCCGCCCACAACCAGACGGUUCACACCGCCCUCAACGUCCUUCCCCUGCAGCAAGAUUGGAGACAGCAACGGGGCCAUGGCCACCACGGGGCCGCUCAGGUCAAGACCGGACAACAGGAACGUGGUGGACGUCCUGGCGGACCACGCAGGGGAGCUGGUCCGGACCGACAGCCCCAACUUCCUGUGCUCUGUGCUGCCGUCUCACUGGCGAUGCAACAAGACGCUGCCAGUGGCUUUCAAGGUGGUGGCCCUCGGUGACGUUCCCGACGGCACCCUGGUGACCGUCAUGGCCGGAAACGACGAGAACUACUCAGCCGAACUGAGGAACGCCUCUGCCGUGAUGAAGAACCAGGUGGCCCGCUUCAACGACCUGCGCUUUGUGGGCAGGAGCGGACGAGGAAAGAGCUUCACCCUGACCAUCACCGUCUUCACCGGACCGCCGCAGGUGGCCACCUACCACCGAGCCAUCAAGGUCACCGUGGACGGACCGCGGGAACCGCGCAGGCACAGAGUGAAGAUAGAAGACCCCCAGAAGAUGCAGUUUUCUGACCGGCUCUCAGAGAUCGAGCGCUACCAGCGAACGAUGAGGAUAGGCCCUGUGAACAAUAACCCGCGGCCCAUUCACCAAACCCACCUCAGCACCACACAAGCGCUGUGGCAGGAGCAGAUGGACACCCCCACUCUGAAGCAGUGUAAGGUGGAGGACGACCUGCGACCAUGGACAGCAACGACGGAUUUCUUCCCUCAGAGGACCACCUUCCCGUCUCUGUCGCCGCUCACCGACCCUCGCUUCUCAGACCCCCGCAUGCACUACCCGGGGGCUUUCUCCUACUCUGCCAACACCCCAAGCAGCGGCAUCAGCAGCCUCAGCAUGUCGGCCUCCUCCAGAUACCACACCUACCUGCCACCACCUUACUCAAACAACCAGUCCCAGAACCUCCAGUCCAACUCGUACCUGUACUACGGCACGGGCUCUGGAUCUUAUCCCUUCUCCAUGGUGGCCCCAGGGAACACCGGAGGGGAGCGCUCCCCCACCCGCCUGCUGUCCUGCUCAGGGGCCGCGGGCACCGGGGGGACCAACAGCCUGAUGAACCCCGGCCUGAACACCCAGAGCGAGGGCGUGGAGGCCGACGGCAGCCACAGCAACUCCCCGACUUCCGGCCGCUUGGAUGAGUCCGUCUGGAGGCCAUAUUGACUGACGGACAGCUA